Closterium sp. NIES-65 is the source of this 3921-nucleotide messenger RNA. Lineage: Eukaryota; Viridiplantae; Streptophyta; Zygnematophyceae; Desmidiales; Closteriaceae. The record is from the annotation of a GenBank genome assembly.
AUGCCUCUGUCGUGGUCCCUGGAGCUCACCCAUGUAUAUGAUGAUGAGCCGACCCCCCCUGCGUACCUCGACAUUGAGCUCGACGACGACAUCGACGACGUCGGCGAGCUCAUUGGCGGACUCGGCCUCGGCACCGGCGCAAUGACCGCCGCCGAGUACGUCGCCAUCGACGAGGGCGAGCCGACGUGCGCGGAGGCGGCAGCGGGCGCAACACCAGAAGAUGCGGACGUGGGCCUGGUGGCGGAGCUAUGGAGGGCGCCUACCAAGAUGCAGGCCAUGUAUGACGAAUCCGACCCAAUCGGCCGUGAAGCGUGGCGCACGGCACGGGCGGCCAGCGAGAUGCUCAUCGGCUACGCUCGCGCCGUGAGCGUGACGCCGCGCGACCUUUGCCACCUGUUCGACAUUCGUAAUCCGAUUAUCAGGGAGCGCAUGGAGCGGGCAAGCCCCGCGCUCAAUCUCAACACGGCCCCGCCGCCGCGGCUUUCGCCGACCGUAACUCCGCCGCCUGACACCCCGCGUCCGAGGGGCCGAGUGCUGCCUGGCUGGAUGAACCAGCCGUCCCGCCGUCAGCAGCUUCUGGACGCCGGGGUUGGCGCCGCGAUGGGCGGAACCGAGCCAGAUCUGUUCAUCCUGACAAGCAUGUUCCCAAACCUGCAUGUAACGAAUCUCGUCGCUUCCGCACGGCCCCUCAUCCGCCCUGCUCUUCCUUCCGGUGGACUUGAGCCAGCGGGACUGGCGCACAUAUUCUCACUCUCCCCCCGUGCUCGUGUCUUUGUUGCCGCCCAACAGCAAUCCGCCCCGGAUGAUAGGCGGGUUGUCUUCUCUGCGGGCGGGGAAGAGUUUUCCCUCGUUCCCUUCCCCGCACGGGAGAAGAUCAUACAGAGGCCGAACAGUGCCAGAGGGCUGGCGGCGGCUCAUUUCCUCUCGUCUGGAUCCGUACUGUGGGAAAAGCCUCACGGUCCCGUCCCUGUCACCGCCAAGAUCGUGCAAUCCGCAAACGACGCCGCGUUUUGCGGGGUUCCGUCCGACCUCCUCUUUUGUCUCCAGAGCGGCGGCUCGGCGCGCGUUUCUGUCUCUGCUGCUGCUGCUCGUGGCAACCGCAGUCCUCCGAUCCUUCUGCAUCACGUGGCGCUGCGGCCACGGCAGAACAAGUCGCUCCUCCGCAUUCGGUGGCGGCGGUGGCGACGAAGCAAAUCCUCAGCAACAGCGACGAGGUUCGGCGCAGAGGCGAAUCUAGUGCCGCCGCGCCCGCAGCCGUCACGUUGGGCGGCAGCGGGGGGAGCAGCCUCCGACCGACUCUCCAGCGCUGUUGCUGGAGCGACGGGGGAACUGCGGAGGCUCCUCAGCGGCGGCGGCGGCGGCGGCGGCGGCAGCGGCGGUGGCGAUGGGAGCACCCGCACGUGGAUGGCGUCACGACUCCGAGCCGCGGGUGUGAACCUGAAGAGCCGGUGGACUGCCAUGGUCGGCGGCGGUAGCGGCGGGAGAGGUGGAGGUGGAGGUGGCGGUGGUGCGUUGUGGCGACGACAGGCGAUACCAAUUGACGACGACGAUGCCGCGACGGCCGCGCUGGCGACUCCCAUUCCCCGCCCCGCGGCUUCCGCGACGAUCGACAUCAGCGCUACGUCAGCAGGAGGCGCGCCGUUUGAGGCGCGCGGAGAGGCCGUGAACGCAGCAGGGGGGGUGGGGAUACGAGAGGGGCAGGAAAGCGCCAAGGGGGGUGCGGAGAUUCCGAGACCGUAUUAUGCGGAGGAAUUGAGGGAUGGCGCGGAGCAGAACGGCGAUGGACGGCGCGGCCCGUUGAAAUCAAUGGACUCGUCGCGGUCGCACGAUGCAACGCCGCACGAAAAUGCGUCGCUUGAAUCCUCGCAUGACUCAUCGCACGAUGAGUCGCAUGGCGACGUAUGGGACGCGGAAGCGGACCCCAUGAUGCGCGCGCGCAUAGUGCCCGGGGACGAGCUGGACGCGGCGCUUGCGCACAUGGACAUGCGGCGGCCCGUGAUGGUGACUUUAGCGAACGACGCGUUCCACGCGAUGCUGCUCAACUGGUGGUUCCACGUGUCGGAGACCGCAAGCAUCCCGAACGUUCUCGUCGGCGCGCUGGACCGAAGCACCGCCGAGUUAUGCAGGCAGCGCGGCAUCCCGCACGUGCAUCUGCGCACGGGGCUCCCGUCAGACGACUUCCGCGCGGACGCGGGCACGUUCCAGCGCAUGGGCGUGUGCAAGACGGCGCUGCUUACAGCGCUGCUAGAGCGCGCACGCGACGUGGUGCUGUCGGACACAGACGUGGUGUGGCUGCGCGACCCCUAUAACGAGCUGUACCUGGGGGCCAUGCGCCAUGCGGAUGUCAUGGUGUCCUCUGACUCGCUCUCGCAUGCUAAUGACGAGGCCAGCCUGCAUGUGGAUCCACUGAACAACACGGGCGAGGAGGGGGCGUGGUACCGGGGGGCGACGGCGCGGGGCAAGGAGGUGUUUGGGAACGCGUACGAGCACGCAUUCAACACGGGCGUGCUGCUGCUGCGAGCAUGCCCCCACAUGCUGCAAUUCGCCCUCGCCUGGCACCACGCCAUGAGGACCAAGGGAGCGAGCGAGGGGUGGGAGAGCCUGUGGGGCGACCAGCAUGCGUUCAACCUGCUGCUGCGUUACCAGAUGUUCCCCAUCCGCGUCGUCACCUCUCCCCUGCACCAACCCACCGCUGCCGCUGCUGCCACCACCACAGGGAGCUCUCAGCAGCAAGGCGUCCUCCCCAUCUCCACCCCGCCCUUCUUCCCUCUCACACUGGCCCGCCACCAUGGGGAGCAGCGGUCAGCACACAGCACAACAAACAGUGCAGAGAGCGGUGCGGUGGAGAGCAGUGCAGCAGUGGCGGCGAGCAACCGUGUGAUCUGGGCGUUCAACGGGCAGCUGCGCGUGGCUAUCCUGCCGCUCGCCCUCGUGCCCAACGGCCACGUGUUCUUCGUGCAACAACCGCACGGCUCCCCGCACCAGCACGCAAUACACAACACGUUCCAGUUCCACCACGCGCUGGGCAAGGCUGCUCGCUUCCGAGAGGCUGGGCUGUGGGCCGUGGACCCCCCCGAGAACUACGAGGAGGGCAACUACCUGAGCAUGGAGUACAGCACACCGCCAUGGAUCCAUGCCAUGGAGCCCGGCAUGCUCAGACACCAGGCCGCCAUGGAACACUUCUAUCACGUGGCACAGAAGGCCUUCGCCCUGGCGUGGCUCCUCUCCCGCAAGAUCAUCCUCCCACGCGUCACCUGCUUCUGCGACCGCUGGUGGGACUCCCUGUCGCACCCGUGCCGCGCGCCCGGCAGCGACCGCGACCCGCCGUUCGUGUGCCCCCUGGACUACCUCAUCUCGCCGCUCUACUGGGGCAGCAAUGCCACCGACAUGGUGUAUCGGCCUGCGUCGUUUUUAGAAGACCCGCGCACCAGUGAAGAAAUCAAGGCGUCAAGACGCUAUGUGUCCAUAGACUACCCAGAUGCCUCGUCCCUGCACCACCACAACCAACAACCUCAUCGCCAGCUCCAGCAGCAGCAGCAGCAGCAGCAGCAGCAGCAGCAUCAAGAACACCUAAUGCCGCACCAGCAGCAGCAGCAGCAGCCACCGGACCCGCUGUCAGUAUACGGGGAGCUGCGGCUGCCAAUGAACGCCACAGACAAGGAGGUGCUAGCCGUGCUGGGGCAGCCGCACGUGCAUGAAGUGCGUGUGCUGCACUUACUGCACCCCCACGACACCUUCUGCAGGUUCGUCGGCCAAAGGGACGCAGAGGCUUUUGAUGCGUACACGUGGCAGUUCUUUUCUCAAGACUGGUGCUGCACACCCAACCAUGAGAGUCGCACCUUCUCCAUCCCCCCUAUAGUAGACAUCUCUUUCGCUUCUUGUAACCGGCCCUCUCUGGACCAAACACCUGUGGCUGUGUAA